Molecule: messenger RNA, 497 nt
Organism: Tinamus guttatus (white-throated tinamou)
Lineage: Eukaryota; Metazoa; Chordata; Aves; Tinamiformes; Tinamidae
Source: RefSeq, a predicted model, not a curated record
UGCUCAUGAACGAGGACCGGGAGCGAGCGUGGAGGGCGUCCCGGGAGACCAAACUGGAGCCCAUCCCAAACUGUGAAGCCUGCGCCAGGCCCACGGCCGAGGAGGUGCGGGGCUGGGCACAGUCCUUCGACAAGCUGAUGAAGAGCCCGGCGGGUCGCAACGUCUUCCGGGAGUUCUUGCGGACUGAGUACAGCGAGGAGAACAUGCUCUUCUGGCUGGCCUGCGAGGAGCUCAAGGGCGAGUGCAACAAGCACAGCAUCGACGAGAAGGCCCGCACCAUCUACGAGGACUACAUCUCCAUCCUGUCGCCCAAAGAGGUAGGGCCGGGAGCACCGCAGGUACCAACCCUUCAGUUUUUUGGUGGCGAUGUCACCCUGUUUCUAGUCUGUUACAUGCUGGAGAACGUGUCCUCGAUCCCAUCUUCGCAGCAGGCUGUGCUGUCGGUGUUCCAAGGCCACCAGGUGUGUGUCACGCACAAGGAACCCAGCCCCAAAUGA